AUGAAGUCUGAUGCACCUCAACAAACGUCUAUUAAAGCGGCGACCAAAGCCGCUGUCGCUGAACCGACGCGCAGGCGCUCCGCGCGCCUCAGCGACGCUCCCGCCAGUAUCGCGGAACAGACAACACCGACCACCACGGCCCCGACCACGGAGCACCGUCCCGAGCUGACCAUGGAGCAUCCCCCCGAGCCGACCACGGCGCCGCCGCCUCUACCCGCCCCGAGGGCUCAGGCGGCCCAGCCGGCUCACCCCACAGUCUCGCCCGAGUCCUCUGGAGCGGUGUCGACCGCCAAUGUCCACGAAGGCUCCCCCCCACCAAUGACCACCAAUGCUCGCAACAGCUCCCACCCGCCGGCCCAUAGCCAAACGUAUGCGCAGGCUGCGACCAGAAACCGGGCGCCCGAUACCAUUGCGCCGGCCCAGAGGGAGCCAGCGGGACAGCUGUUCACGCCGGCCAGCGGUCAAGAGCUGGUGGCACUGUCCAACCCUAUGCCCCACACGAUGGAUGUGGAUGCCAGCGGAGGAACCACCACACCCGCGACACACACCGCGACGCCGCAGCCGGCGACGGGUGUUAGGAAGCGAUGUCCUAACUAG
Molecule: messenger RNA, 597 nt
Organism: Gloeophyllum trabeum ATCC 11539
Lineage: Eukaryota; Fungi; Basidiomycota; Agaricomycetes; Gloeophyllales; Gloeophyllaceae
Exons: 3
Coding region: 1-597 (198 amino acids)
Source: RefSeq, a predicted model, not a curated record